UCGGGAUCGGGAUCGGCCCCGGGAUCGGGAUGGCGGGGCCGGGGCUGGAGCGGUACCGGCUGGCGCUGCUGGCGGCGCGGGAGGACGUGGGGAACCCCCGGGCCGGGACCGACUGGGCUGUCUUUGGUUAUGAGAAGCAGCACGACCUGAAGCUCCUGGAUUCCGGAGGCGGGGGGCCGGAUGAGCUCGCUGGAAAAUUCUCCGUGGGCAGCAUCAUGUACGGGCUGUGCCGUCUCCCCGAUCCCGGCUCCGGUACCCCCAGAAUCGUCCUUAUCAGCUGGGUGGGGGAAAACGUACCGGAAUCGCAGCGGGCGGCGUGUGCCGGGCACCUGCCGGUCAUCCGCAGCUUCUUCAGGGAGGCCACGGCCGUGAUCAGCGCCCGCCGGCCCGAGGAGGUGAGGGCGGAGGGGCUGCGCCGAGCGCUGGCCCGGCUGGAGCCCCCCGCCCCUCGCCCUCCCAGGAGGACCCCCCAGGACACCCCGGAGCUGGUGGGAACCAACUACCGCAAGACCAACCCGGCGUUGGAGCUGCAGCGCACGCAGCGCGAUUCCUUCUGGGAACAGGCUGAGCGCGAGGAGCAGCAGCGGAAGGAGCAGGAGCGGCGGCGGGAGCGGGAGCAGCGGCGGCGAUGGGAACGGGAGCGCAUGGAGGAGGAACGGCUGCAGGCGGCCGAACGGGAGCGGCGGCUGCAGGAACGGGAGAGGCUCAUCGAGGAGCGGCGGCAGGAGCAGGCGCGGCUGGACGCGGAGGAGCGGAGGAAGGAGCAGGAGCGAUGGGAGCAGCAGCAGCGGGAGCAGGAGGCGGCCGAACGGGAGCGCGGGGGUCGCACCGGGCUCAGCGGGACGGCGGCCGAAGCCGCUAUCCUGGUCUCCCAGCGCACGCAGAACCCCCGGGAAUUCUUCCGGCAGCGGGAGCGCUCGGGGUCCGCGUCCGCAUCCCCCGUGCCCGGCAGCACUCCCGGUGCCCGCCGGCCCUUCCUGCGCUACCAGCGCAGCCUGACGGAAUCCGCCUUCAUCUUCCGCCGGCCGGAGCCCCCCCAAAACCCCCAAACCGGCACCUCCGGGGGGGCACCGACCCCCAACCCCCGCCGGCCGCCGCCGCCUCUGCCCCCCGGCCCCGCGGGGACAGGGACAGGGACACCCCAGGGUGCCACCAGCGGGACCCCCGUCAGCCCCGUGGGGAGGGGCACCCCUCCCUCUGCCACCCUGGGGACCCCCCCCAGCCCCGUGGGGAGGGGCACCCCACCAUGUGGCACCCUGGGGACCCCCCCCAGCCCAGCCCGAGCAGGGUCCCCCCAUGCCACCAGUCCUGUGGGGACGGGGACACCCCAGGGUGCCACCAGCGGGACCCCCACCAGCCCCGUGGGGACAGGGACCCCACCAUGUGGCACCCUGGGGACCCCCCCCAGCCCAGCCCGAGCAGGGUCCCCCCAUGUCACCGCUCCUGUGGGGACGGGGACCCCUCCCCCUGCCCCCCCAGAGAGCCCCCCCAGCCCUGUGGUGACGACCACCCCCCAAUGUGCCACCACGGGCACCCCCUCCAGCCCCCUGGGGACCCCCAAUUUUGCCACCAGCAGUUCAGGGUCCCCCCCUGCCAUGUCUGUGCCCCCUCCCAGCCCCCCCCUGGAUAAAGAGGGGUCCCACCCGGACACCCCCCCCCUCCCCAGCCCCCCAGCAUGGCAAUCUUUGGGGCCGCUCCUUGAGGAUGUCCCCAACCCGCGGGAGGGGUCCCCAAUACCCCCGGCCUGGCCCCCCCUGCACAGCCCCAGCCCCCCCCGGCCCGGGCAGGAUUUGGGGCGCAAUGGAAUCGGGGGGCACGAGUUGGGGGGGGGCUGGGAGGCCCCCUGGGAGCCGGGACCACCCCCUGGGCAGGGGGACGAGCCUGGCGAGAGCCUCGUCCUGCACAAAGCCACGCCAGGCUUCGCGCUGCUGCUGGCCCGGGACGCCCCCCACCCACCGAUUUUGGGGGGCCCCAACCCCCCCACCGAGGACGAGGACCUCUCCCCCCAUGCUGUGUAGCGGGGGGGUGACCCCAACACCUCUUUUUGGGGUGGGGGGUACCCCCUAUGGCAUCACAGCACCCCCCAGCACAGCGUCACCCCCCACCUGCACCCCAAAAGAGCAGCUUGGGGAGGGGGGAGCACCCCAACCCCCCCCCCGCUGGUGGCAGCACAAGAUGGGAGGGCACAGCCCCCCCCCCACCCGGGCACAGGGACCCCCACGCCCUCCCCCUCCCCCAAAAUCGCACACAGCA
Messenger RNA from Taeniopygia guttata (zebra finch), 2253 nucleotides. Its product is annotated as drebrin. Gene Ontology annotation, biological process: neuron projection morphogenesis; regulation of actin filament polymerization; positive regulation of dendritic spine morphogenesis. The record is from RefSeq and is a predicted model, not a curated record. NCBI's taxonomy places the organism in Eukaryota, Metazoa, Chordata, Aves, Passeriformes, Estrildidae. Gene Ontology annotation, molecular function: actin filament binding. Gene Ontology annotation, cellular component: cortical actin cytoskeleton; dendrite; site of polarized growth.